Messenger RNA from Gracilinanus agilis (Agile Gracile Mouse Opossum), 312 nucleotides. RefSeq names its product lymphotactin-like. Bases 1 to 312 code for a protein of 103 amino acids. The record is from RefSeq and is a predicted model, not a curated record. Gene Ontology annotation, cellular component: extracellular region. Gene Ontology annotation, biological process: neutrophil chemotaxis; lymphocyte chemotaxis; immune response. Gene Ontology annotation, molecular function: CCR chemokine receptor binding; chemokine activity. The transcript has 3 exons. NCBI's taxonomy places the organism in Eukaryota, Metazoa, Chordata, Mammalia, Didelphimorphia, Didelphidae.
AUGAACCUCCUCCUAUUGGCUCUUUUUUGUUUCUGUGGCCUCACUGCACAUACUGGGAAAGGUGUGGGAAGUGAAGUUAUGAGGAAGAAUUUUUGUGCAAUCCUAAGAAGCCAACCUAUACCAGCCAAGUUAGUCAAGAACUAUACCAUGGAAGAGGGUCUGACCAGAGCAGUGAUUCUUACCACUUGCAAGGGAAGACAAUUCUGUGCUGAUCCUGAGGCCAAAUGGGUAAAAGAAAUCAUUAGUACUAUGGACGGUGCAACCAAAACAAGGAGAAACAUAUGCCAGACCAAAUCAAAAAGAUCACAGUGA